Messenger RNA from Fusarium mangiferae, 867 nucleotides. RefSeq lists its product as uncharacterized. The record is from RefSeq and is a predicted model, not a curated record. NCBI's taxonomy places the organism in Eukaryota, Fungi, Ascomycota, Sordariomycetes, Hypocreales, Nectriaceae. Bases 1 to 867 code for a protein of 288 amino acids. The transcript has a single exon.
AUGGCCGAACGCCCCCGACGUCCCCUUAUCCAGCUCCAAGGCGGAGGCAGCAGAUCGUGCAUCAUCCCCGGCUUGAUGGAUCAUUGGAAGCAGUUACUCGAGCGCCGCCUCGCAUGGAUCCGCCACCAUCGCGACAAUCCGAACAUCAACCCUGACGUCGACACAAGCAAGUUGAUCACCGGCUUCGAUGGACUGCCUACCUGCGAGAACCUCCCCCCCGAGCCUGAAGCCUUCAGGCCCAUUCCGUACUCUGAAAAAGACACCAACGGCAUCGAGAUGAGAUUGCUCUUUGAGCCUGUGAACCGUGCCUGGGCCAGGGAGCACGUCGCCCCUAAGCACUUCAUCGACAACGUCACGCACAUCCUGAAGGGCAGAUCGGUAGCAACACACUUCGCCUGGGCCCAUCUCUUCGACUGGCUUUACACCAUGGAUGUGCACAGAGUCAUCAAGACUCUUGAUCUGAUGGAACGCAUCAUAGAGGCAAGGAAGAUGUACGUCCGGGACAUCGAACAACUUAAGCACUUCGCCGAGAACCCCCAUACUAUCACGCAGCGACGCGACUCCUUAUGCAUUCAGACCAUGUGCCGUAUCAUCGGACUCGACGUCGAUGACAAUUUCGAUUGGUUGUAUCAGCAGCCGUUCCAACAUAUGCAGCUCAAGUGUCGUGAGGAAUGGAUUAGCAAGGUUAUUCAGCCCGCGCACGAAGCUCUUGCUGCACACAAGCCUGAUCCCAGAGCCAGAAUAGCCCUCUUUGAUUGUGUCAAGUCACUACAAAACUCAGACGCCAACGUGAGGCUGUAUGCACUACUUGACCACGAGAUGGUCGAGAUGAUGCAAGAGGUGCGCGCGGGUAUACCUCCACUUUAA